Molecule: messenger RNA, 810 nt
Organism: Ceutorhynchus assimilis (cabbage seed weevil)
Lineage: Eukaryota; Metazoa; Arthropoda; Insecta; Coleoptera; Curculionidae
Source: the annotation of a GenBank genome assembly
AUGUACAAGGUUUUAGUGUCCGAAAUUAUAGAGGAAGAUGAAGAAGAUUCCCCAGAUUCCCUAUCUUCCAGCUCUGACGACAGCUUUAUUGAAAGGCAUUUCCGUAUUAAUCGAGGUUUAUUUAGUGAAUUAGCUGAGAAAUAUGGUAACAGCCAAGAGUAUGCCAGCCUGGAUCAUUAUAAUAGAAUAGACUACAAAUUACAAAAACAAUUGGCGGUAUUUCUGUGGUUUGCUGGCCACGAAGCCUGUUCUUAUCGGGAUCCACAUCCACAAAAUAAUUUACCGAGUGACAAAAUGUAUCAGCGAAAUGAAGAGAUCAAUAUAUUAAAUGAAUACGAACCACAUAAAAUAGAAAAUGCGUUAGUUCACCUACAGACAAGUUUUCAAGGAUGUGUUGCUAAUCAGCGAGGAAAUAUCCGUUUCGACCAGAGGCGGAGUACGCUGGAGAUCCGGAACCCCGUCGAGGACGACUUCGGCUGGUACGAGUGCGUCGCUCGAGGUGUUGACGGUAAAAACGCUUCCAGCAUCGAGGUACUAGGACCACCACGAACCACCACGCAGAUUCCUUUUAGUGAGCCAGUUUCUACUAAUGACAAUUUAAUAGGUGCUAACCUUGCAGAGCAAUUUAUUAAAUCAUUUUCCCAUAAUUCGACCAGCGCCCUCCAACAUUUGGCUCCUGAAACAAGAACCGUCAAUAGUAUCGAAUACAUAGAGUUUACAGAAAAAAAGAAGUCUGCAAAUUUACUCCCUCCACUACUAGUGUCAGCGAAUUCGAAUAUUAUUGACACUGGAGUAAUGCCAGAAGAUUGA